Messenger RNA from Trichosurus vulpecula (common brushtail), 1533 nucleotides. RefSeq names its product exosome component 9 (gene EXOSC9). The coding region runs from base 125 to 1438 and encodes 437 amino acids. Gene Ontology annotation, biological process: TRAMP-dependent tRNA surveillance pathway; U1 snRNA 3'-end processing; U4 snRNA 3'-end processing. The record is from RefSeq and is a predicted model, not a curated record. Lineage: Eukaryota; Metazoa; Chordata; Mammalia; Diprotodontia; Phalangeridae. Gene Ontology annotation, cellular component: cytoplasmic exosome (RNase complex); nuclear exosome (RNase complex). The transcript has 12 exons.
GUCAGUCUUCGGCGCGACCGAAGACGUCUAGGACUCACGUGAAGGGGCACGCUUCUCCCCACUUCCACUCCCCUCCCUCUCUCCCGGCUCCGGGGCCGCAGCGCUCCUCCGGAACGGCGGUGCCAUGAAGGAGACGCCGUUAUCUAACUGCGAGAGGCGCUUCCUGCUCCGAGCCAUCGAGGAAAAGAAGCGCCUGGAUGGUAGACAGACCUAUGACUACAGAAACAUCAAAAUUUCAUUUGGAACAGACUAUGGCUGCUGUAUUGUGGAACUUGGGAAAACAAGAGUUCUUGGGCAAGUUUCCUGUGAACUUGUUUCUCCAAAGCUCAAUCGGGCAACAGAAGGUAUUCUUUUCUUCAACCUUGAACUCUCUCAGAUGGCCGCUCCAGCUUUUGAACCUGGCAGGCAGUCAGAUCUCUUGGUGAAGUUGAAUCGACUUUUGGAAAGAUGUCUAAGAAAUUCGAAGUGUAUAGACACCGAAUCUCUCUGUGUUGUUGCUGGCGAAAAGGUCUGGCAGAUCCGUGUGGAUCUCCAUCUGUUAAAUCAUGAUGGAAACAUUAUUGAUGCUGCCAGCAUUGCCGCGAUUGUGGCAUUGUGUCACUUCCGGAGACCAGAUGUGUCUGUACAAGGUGAUGAGAUCACCCUGUACGCGCUGGAAGAACGAGAUCCCGUCCCUUUGAGUAUCCACCACAUGCCCAUCUGUGUCAGUUUUGCCUUCUUCCAGCAAGGAACUUACUUAUUAGUAGAUCCCAAUGACCGAGAGGAGCGUGUCAUGGAUGGCCUGCUCGUGAUUGCCAUGAACAAACACCGUGAGAUUUGUACCAUCCAGUCCAGCGGGGGGAUCAUGCUGCUCCAAGAUCAGGUUCUGAGGUGCAGUAAAAUCGCUGGUGUGAAAGUGGCGGAAAUCACAGAACUCAUACAGAAAGCCUUGGAGAAUGACAAGAGAGUGAGGAAAGAAGGUGGAAAGUUUGGCUUUGCAGAAUCAAUAGCAAACCAAAGGAUCACAGCUUUCAAAAUGGAAAAGGCCCCUGUUGAUACAUCAGAUGUGGAAGAGAAAGCAGAAGAAAUCAUAGCUGAAGCUGACCCUCCUUCAGAGGCUGUUUCAAAACCGGUGUUAUGGACUCCUGGGACUGCCCAGAUUGGAGAGGGGAUAGAAAGUUCCUGGGGAGAUCUGGAAGAAGAAGAGGAAGAGGAUGAAGGUGGCAGUGAUGAAGUCACCAUUCUUGACAGUGUCAAGAUGGAAACAGAAGACCAGAAUGUUGGAAACCAUGUCAGCGAUGAUACUCCUAUAGUGCUGUCAGAUAGUGAAGAAGAUGAAAUCAUUAUUUUAGAACCAGGAGAAAAUCCAAAGAAAACAAGAAUACAGGCCAACUCCAAACAGGACAAAGUCUUUAGUAAAAAAGCCAUUAGAAAGAAGAAAAAGAAGCCUGCUAACUAAAGCUUCCAAAAUACACUAUUGUUAAGUACAUUUAGGACUGUUGCGUAUUUUUACAUGUAUUUUUUCUUGAUUUGAAAUAAAGUAUCUAGAAAAUA